GCGGUGCAUUGUGGGCCUCGCACUGAUUUAUAUACGAGCCGCAGAGGGCGCCGGGAGACGCGGGAGGCGGCGGCGCGGAGGCGGUGGCGCUCGGGGCUGGCGCGGCGCGGAGCUGCGGGUCGGCCGGCGGCGAUCCGGGGCCUCCGAGAGCGCGGGGCCUUCACCGCUCCCCCGGGCCACGCCGCGGGACGCGGAGGCACCCUGCCCGGCGUCGGCCGGCCGCUUAUCGGCCGCCACGGACGUGGAGGCGGCGGCGGCGGGCGGAGCCGGGCCCGGCUCGGAGGGACCGCUCGGUAGGGCCCGGAGAGGGGGGCUCGUUCGUCUCUGGCCGCGCCGGAGCCUCCGCGGGCGGGCUCGCGGUUGAGGGCUUUCAGCCGGGAGAGAGGCGCGGCCCGGCGCGGGGCAGAAGGCUCCGUCUGCUCGCCCAGCAUCUUUGUUCGGCGGGCCGCUGCUGGAGAGAGGAGCGGCGAGGCCCGCACCGUCGCGUUUCCCCGUUCCUCCUCGGGGCCUGAGCCGGCCGGGAGCUCGGCUCCGCGUCGGAUGGAAGGCUGAAGGCUGUGCAGCGACGGGUCUCCCUUCCCCGCGUCUUCCGACCCGAUAUCAGCUCCUCGCUGCUGGGAUUAUAAAUGUUUGGACGGAGACCCAGGAAACUGAAAGGAGAGCCUCCCGUUGGAAUUCGCAGAAGAGAAAAGGAAGGAGGCUUUUCCAAAUCCCUCGCGAUAAAACUCAAGCCGUUUUCCCGUGCUGUCCGUAUUCUGUUUAAUAAUGCGAUUGUGACAUGAGUGGGAUUUCCGAGCCAUGAACUGUUGAAGCUUUUGCACCGGUGCGUCGGACUACGUUUUUCUCUCUGCACAUGAUUCCCCCAUCCCAGCUGUUGCAGGACCUAUGGGCCAACAAUAGACGAGAGGUUAAUUUUCACAUUCUUCUGUGCUGGGGACUUGGCUAGUUAGCUGGAGUUGCUGCUGCUUUUUAUUGGAGCUGUUCUUUAUUGGGCAGUUUUAUUUGUUUUCACGUACACGGGGUGUUUCAGUUAAACAGAUGUUGGACUGUAGCUGAAUGGAUGCUUUGCAAUCCACAAGAUUUUGGAGGAUAACAAAAAACUACUAAAAACAGAAGAACCGGUACUGCUGGAAACCUGGAGCCCAUUUUCCAAGCCUUUUUAUUUUAUUGAGCAAGAUGAUGUGUGAGGUGAUGCCAACCAUCAGUGAGGCAGAGAUUCCCUCUGGGGGAAAUGGAGGCCAUGGUUCAGGUUCCCCAUUACAGUCAGAUGCUGAUUCCCAUUUUGAACAGUUAAUGGUAUCCAUGUUGGAAGAAAGGGAUCGCCUUCUGGAAACGCUAAGAGAAACUCAGGAGACGCUAGCGUUGACCCAGGGCAAGCUGCAUGAAGUUGGGCAUGAAAGAGAUUCCUUGCAGAGACAGCUCAAUACUGCACUUCCACAGGAAUUUGCAGCGCUUACAAAAGAGCUAAAUGUAUGCAGGGAACAGCUGCUUGAAAGAGAAGAAGAAAUCGCUGAACUGAAAGCAGAAAGAAAUAAUACAAGGCUAUUACUGGAACAUUUGGAGUGUCUUGUCUCCAGGCAUGAGCGAUCUCUCAGAAUGACUGUUGUGAAGAGACAAGCUCAAUCUCCAGCAGGAGUUUCUAGUGAAGUAGAAGUUCUCAAAGCACUAAAAUCUUUAUUUGAACACCAUAAAGCCCUUGAUGAAAAGGUAAGGGAAAGGUUACGAGUAGCACUUGAAAGGUGUAGCUUAUUGGAAGAAGAACUAGGUACUACGCAUAAAGAGUUAAUGAUUCUGAAAGAGCAAAAUAAUCAGAAAAAAACACUUCCAGAUGGGAUGCUGGAUAUAAAUCAUGAACAAGAAAGUACACCAACUACAAAUGGGAAGCGAUCUUCUGAUGGUUCUUUGUGCCAUGAUGAAAAUCUUGCUAAAGUGAUUGAACUCCAAGACAUCAUAGAUAAGCAAAAUAAGGAGCAGACACAAAUGAAAGAACGCCUUACUGCUUUGUCUAGUAGAGUAGCAGAGCUAGAGGAAGAUCUUGACACAGCUAGGAAGGACUUAAUAAAGUCUGAAGAAAUGAACACAAAAUUGCAGAGAGAUGUACGAGAGACUAUGGCCCAAAAGGAGGACAUGGAAGAGAGAAUUACAACUCUUGAAAAACGCUACCUCGCUGCACAACGUGAAGCUACAUCUGUGCAUGACCUCAAUGAUAAACUUGAAAAUGAAAUAGCCACUAAAGACUCCAUGCACCGACAGAGUGAAGAUAAGAACAGGCAAUUGCAAGAACGGCUGGAACUAGCUGAGCAAAAACUGCAGCAGACUUUGAGAAAAGCUGAAACUUUACCAGAGGUGGAAGCUGAGCUGGCACAGAGAGUUGCAGCACUUUCAAAGGCUGAAGAGAGGCAUGGCAAUAUAGAAGAGCGACUGAGACAGAUGGAAGCACAGCUAGAAGAAAAGAAUCAAGAACUGCAAAGGGCUAGACAGAGGGAGAAGAUGAAUGAAGAGCAUAAUAAACGCUUGUCAGAAACUGUGGAUAAGCUACUCUCUGAAUCUAAUGAAAGGCUUCAGCUUCAUCUCAAGGAAAGAAUGGCUGCCUUGGAAGAUAAGAAUUCACUUCUUCGAGAAAUUGAAAAUGCAAAAAAACAAAUAGAGGAACUUCAACAUGAGAAGGAUAAGCUUUUAUUAAAUAUUGAAGCAUUAAGGGCUGAAAAUGACCAAGUGAGACUCAGAGCCACAUCACUUCAUCAUAGCCGACCAGAUUUCAGAUACCCCAUGGCGCCUUCAUCUGUGGCUGACAGUCAUGCAGACUCUUAUGGCACUUCUGUGCUGAGGCGUCCUCAGAAAGGGCGUUUGGCAGCUCUCAGAGAUGAGCCUUCAAAGGUUCAAACUCUGAAUGAGCAGGACUGGGAGCGAGCCCAGCAAGCAAGUGUAUUGGCAAAUGUGGCACAAGCAUUUGAAAGCGAUGUCGAUGUGUCUGAUGGUGAGGAUGACAGGGAGACUAUAUUUAGUUCAGUUGAUCUGCUGUCACCAAGUGGUCAGGCUGAUGCUCAGACUUUGGCCAUGAUGCUUCAGGAACAGCUGGAUGCAAUUAACAAAGAGAUUAGGCUUAUACAGGAAGAAAAGGAAAACACAGAACAGCGUGCAGAGGAAAUUGAAAGCAGAGUGGGUAGUGGGAGUUUGGAUGCCCAUGGCCGAUUCCGGUCCAUGAGCUCUAUUCCUCCUCCCUAUGCAAGUGGUUCCCUUGCUGGUUCUUCCCCGCCUGGCAGUGGUCGCUCCACCCCAAGGCGGAUUCCGCAUAGUCCAGCUAGGGAAGUGGACAGACUAGGUAUCAUGACGCUGCCUAGUGAUUUAAGGAAACAUCGUAGAAAGUCUCCAUCUUCUAGAGAAGAGGUACGAGAUGAUAAAGCGACAAUAAAAUGUGAGACGUCCCCACCUUCUUCACCUCGAUCUUUGCGUUUGGACAGAGUCCAAAAAGGAGCUUUGCAUACAGUGAGCCACGAAGAUAUCAGGGACAUAAGAAAUUCAACCGGCUCACAAGAUGGUCAAGCAAGUAAUCCUAGUAGCAGCAAUAGUAGCCAAGAUUCCCUUCAUAAAGCCCCCAAAAAGAAGGGGAUUAAAUCCUCGAUUGGCCGCUUGUUUGGCAAGAAAGAAAAGGGACGACCUGGACAAACAAGCAAGGAAGCAUUAGGACAAGUUGGUGUGGCAGAAGCAGAUAGUUCCUCUCAGGAUGCAUUAGGUCUUAGCAAACUUGGAGGUCAGGCAGAAAAAAACAGAAAAAUGCAGAAAAAGCAUGAGUUGCUUGAGGAAGCCAGAAGACAAGGUUUACCUUUUGCACAAUGGGAUGGACCUACAGUAGUUGUAUGGUUGGAGCUGUGGGUAGGGAUGCCAGCCUGGUAUGUGGCUGCAUGCCGAGCAAACGUGAAAAGUGGUGCUAUUAUGUCAGCUUUGUCUGAUACGGAAAUACAGCGUGAGAUUGGAAUUAGUAAUCCCCUGCACAGACUGAAGCUGAGACUGGCCAUUCAGGAGAUCAUGUCACUAACAAGUCCAUCUGCCCCUCCCACCUCAAGGACGACCACGGGAAAUGUCUGGGUAACACAUGAAGAAAUGGAAAAUCUUACAGCCUCACAACAAACGGAAGAUGAGGAGGGAAGCUGGGCUCAGACGUUAGCAUAUGGUGAUAUGAACCAUGAGUGGAUUGGCAACGAAUGGCUCCCUAGUCUGGGGCUCCCUCAGUAUCGCAGCUAUUUCAUGGAAUGUCUUGUUGAUGCUCGAAUGCUGGAUCACUUAACUAAAAAAGAUCUACGUGGACAACUUAAAAUGGUGGACAGUUUUCAUAGAAACAGUUUUCAGUGUGGAAUUAUGUGCCUAAGAAGACUGAACUAUGAUCGAAAAGAACUUGAAAGAAAAAGAGAAGAAAGCCAAUCUGAAAUUAAAGAUGUCCUUGUCUGGAGCAAUGAGAGAAUGAUCCAUUGGGUGUUGUCCAUUGGGCUCAAAGAAUAUGCGAAUAACCUUUUAGAGAGCGGAGUUCAUGGUGCACUUGUGGCCUUAGAUGAAACAUUUGAUUACAAUGCGUUAGCUCUCUUAUUACAAAUACCAACUCAGAACACACAGGCUCGUGCUGUUCUGGAGAGGGAAUUUAAUAACCUUCUCGUUAUGGGCACUGACAGAAGACUUGAUGAAGAUGAUGAUAAGAGCUUUAGGAGAGCACCUUCAUGGAGAAAGAAGUUUAGACCAAAGGACAUAAGAGGUUUAGCUGCUGGAUCAGCAGAGACUCUUCCUGCAAAUUUCAGAGUUACAACCUCAAUGUCUUCACCCUCUAUGCAGCCAAAGAAGAUGCAGAUUGAUGUUUACCCACACUAUUUCUACCGGUGAUAUGCAGCAUUUUGAACAUUUGGAAACCGUAACCUGUUAAUACUUGUUAAAUGGACACUUUGAGAUAUUUUAUUACAGAGUUUUUAAUUAGCAGAUAAAUUCAUGAGUACUAUAGAGAAAAUAUUUUAGAAUCUAAAUGUUUCUUAUAUUUAUGUGACUUCUCAUUUAUAUAGCUACUUACUUUUUUCAGUUUCUAUUCAGCCUACAAUGAAUCAUUGCUGAUUUUUAAUCUAAUUUUAGUCUUUCCAACUGAAUGUACUGUAAUGCUUGUAUGUAUAUGUCCCUAUAAAUAAUGUAGGGUUUUUGUAAAUUAUGCAGUUACUGUAAUUAUCGUUGUUUUUUUAAUAAUGAAACUGAAGGUGAAAAGAAUUUUAAUACCUUUGUAAAAGUAUCAUGACACCGAGCAGUAUAUAUUUUGUCUUUUGGAGAUGUUAGCUAGAUCUGAAAACAAGUCCAGCUUUUUUUCAGACAAGCGUAUGUUGUUGUAUGGUACAUAAUUGUUGUUCUUUUCAGAAGUGUACCCUUCCACAAAGCAAUUGUCAGUAGUGGGAAUUUGUCUUUAUUUAAAGUAUAACUUGUUUGAAAAGCUGGGAGGAACUAGAACACAAUGGAACGCAUUUUAGAAGUGAUUGACUCGGUCAUAACUCUGUCUCUGCUGUAUUUGUAUAGCAUAUCUUCACAGUGACUGAGAACAAGCCAUAAACCAAGAACUGUUUUUCUUAACUGAGGAAGAUAGACUUCAUAAUAAUUCCUGGUCGUAAUCCACAGGCCACAGAGAGUGCUUUUGUGCUAGAUCUUUUUUUGACUGAAAACACUUGUGGAAAGAUGCUGGUAAAACUAAUUUUAAUGGACCAGUCAUGAAGCACUGCAGUCUCACGUCAAAUGACUAGUGAAAAUGAAGGUACAGUGUGCUGAGAACUAAAGCAGUGCAACUCCUAAUCAAGGCCUUACUUUUCUUAUGUAAAUCAUAUUUUGUGUUUUGUAAACUUGUUCUAAAGAGUUGUCUGGACUUUAGUUUGAAUGGUUGUAGCCGUUUUGGACUGUAUGAGUAGAAAAAUGUAUCCAACACUUGCAAAUGGCAUAUUAAAAAGCCAGCAAGAUUCUGUUCAGAUGGUGCAUUAUUUAUUAUGCAACAAUAUAUAUAUAGCAUGUCUUUUUUCUUAUUUUGUUUUCCACUUUUAACUUGCUUGUAAAACAAAUUCAUUGUUACUGUUCUGUUUUUCUAUUAAUCUUUUGUGUAUUUUCAGAUUAUGUAACAAUAUGUACAGUCUACUUUUGAACUAUUUUUAUCACAGUAUUAUUUAUUGCUUUCUUUCAAUAAAGUACUGAUGCAUUUUCCACUGCCAAUAAAACACUAUUGAGAAGCUAAAAUCUAAUUGUAUGCAGGCAGAUACUUUUUGCGGUGAGUGGAUAUUUGUCAAUAAAGCAUCUUAAUGAUU
Molecule: messenger RNA, 6308 nt
Organism: Gallus gallus (chicken)
Lineage: Eukaryota; Metazoa; Chordata; Aves; Galliformes; Phasianidae
Gene: PPFIA1
Product: PTPRF interacting protein alpha 1
Exons: 30
Coding region: 1177-4869 (1230 amino acids)
Biological process (GO): synapse organization
Cellular component (GO): presynaptic active zone
Molecular function (GO): protein binding
Source: RefSeq, a predicted model, not a curated record